AUGAUCGAAGGGCAGAAGAUCGUUCAGGUUACUUUGCCUGACUUAUUUGUCGGUUUUCUGGCACGGAAACCUGUGCUGCAUCCAGACUACGAAGAUGUCCGUGUGGCCUCGGAAUCAUGGCUUUCAGAACUAUGCAAUUUCCAUGCCUCUUUGCGAGAAACAAUUCACAAAAUCGAUAUCACAUACUACUGCGCCAUCUUGCUACCUCGUGUGGACGCAGAUCGUUUCCGUAUAGUCUGUGACUGGAUGAACUGGGUCUUUCCUUUUGAUGAUGCACUGGACAAUGGCCCCCUCAAGGAAAAGCCCAAAGACGUUCGAGAAUUAGUCAAUUGCCUGAUAGGUAUACUUGAUACAAACACAAUCCAUGGACAUCAGGAUAAACUCUUGGUCGCCUUUGAGUCGAUUUGGAUUCGCGUGUUUCAGGACUCUUCAUUGGGAAUCCAGAGACGGUUUGCAAGUGCCAUGCGAGAUUACUGCGAGGCUGUUUAUCAACAGGUUGUUCUACAAAAGGGUAGUCGGCAGAAACAACUCGGGGUUAAAUCAACUUUAGAAAUACGGCGACAGUCAAUUGCAACCAUGCCAUUAUUCGCGUUGGUCGAAUAUGCACACGCAUUACGCAUUCCAGAUGAUGUAUUUGAAUGCAAAAGCAUCAAAGAGAUACAACGAGUCGGCACCGACCUAGUUUUAUUGCAAAACGAGCUGAUAUCAUAUCAGAAAGAGAAGGCGCUGGGCGAGAGCCACAACAUAAUAUCAAUAUAUCAACAGGAAGGACACACCGUCCAAGAAGCGUUCAAUGAAGUAGAACGCUUAUUGUCUAAAUGUUACCGCGACUGGUAUCUCGCAUUGGCACAACUACCCAGCUGGGGAGAAGAGAUCGAUUCGCAGGUCCAGCUGUAUAUUGAAGGUGUGCAGAAUGCUGCCCUUGCCAACAUUCACUGGAGUUUCCGAGUAGAUAGAUAUUGGGGAAACAACCAGGAUGUUCGCAAGACGCGAAUCAUUAGUCUUCCAGAGGAUAUGGCUACUCCCAAGCGGCGGAAGAUAAAUAUCAAGAUUUCGCAUGGAGGGGCCUUAUUCUCGGCUUUUAUUAUGCUAGUCGCUUUCGCGUCGAUACUUGCUGUUCCUCGGGUAUUUGUUUUUGCUUCAGGAAUGUGA
Messenger RNA from Penicillium odoratum, 1152 nucleotides. Its product is annotated as terpene synthase family protein. The record is from RefSeq and is a predicted model, not a curated record. The coding region runs from base 1 to 1152 and encodes 383 amino acids. The transcript is spliced from 9 exons. NCBI's taxonomy places the organism in Eukaryota, Fungi, Ascomycota, Eurotiomycetes, Eurotiales, Aspergillaceae.